GCUGGGCUGGUCACCUUGCAAGUGGCUGGCGACGGCAUCCGGUGGCAGAUUGGCCACGUGCUUCCCGAAAGGCGGACGAGGGACCUGCAGCGAAGCCAGGAGCGGCUGGCUGAAGGGGUCAUCUCCCCACUGCGCAUGUCUGACACAGAGCUGGUCGUCGUCCUCCGGGGCCUCCAGGGCCGCAUCCGCAGCGCGCGGACAUCGUUGGUGGGAGAAGUGCAGGAAACA
Molecule: messenger RNA, 228 nt
Organism: Symbiodinium necroappetens
Lineage: Eukaryota; Dinophyceae; Suessiales; Symbiodiniaceae
Source: the annotation of a GenBank genome assembly